Messenger RNA from Exaiptasia diaphana, 2026 nucleotides. RefSeq names its product probable dTDP-glucose 4,6-dehydratase. The record is from RefSeq and is a predicted model, not a curated record. Bases 242 to 1348 code for a protein of 368 amino acids. Lineage: Eukaryota; Metazoa; Cnidaria; Anthozoa; Actiniaria; Aiptasiidae. The transcript has 14 exons.
GAUGUGAAUGUGAAAGAUCCAAUAUAAAACUGAGGCUAUCAUAAACAUGCUACACUCAAAUAUCUGAAGCUGAGAAAGUGGUCGAAAGGUAUCCCUGGAUAAACGUUUGCGAAAAGAUUUUUCCUGAUAUUAGUGGUGAACUUUCGAACCACACAUUCCAACGCUCUCACUGCCGUGCUGUUCAGCUGGAUCAUAAAAGCCAAAUAUACAAGACAACUUUCUUUAUGGUUUUUAUCUGAUCAUGGCUGAUAAACCACGAGUUAUUAUCCUUGGAGGUCUUGGUUUCGUUGGGCGCAAUCUAGUCAACUACCUAGUGGAUAAUGAGCUGUGCUCUAAGAUUAGAGCUGUCGACAAGGUUCCUCCUGCAACAGGCUGGUUGAAUGAAAAACACAAGGCAGCCUUCAAUCACAGCUGUGUAGAGUUCAAAAGUGCAAAUCUUUCAAAUCCAGCAAGUAUAGAGAAAGCUUUCCAGGACAAGGAUGGAUUUGAUUUCUGCAUCAAUUUGGCAGGAGAAACUAAACAUGGACAAUCUAAAGAGGUCUAUGAAGAUGGGGUAUUCAAACUGAGCAUCAAUUGUGCCAAAGAGGCAGUAAAGCACAACAUCAAGAGAUUUUUAGAAUUAUCAACAGGACAUGUGUACUCAUCUGAUAAGAAAGAAAAGGAGGAAGAUGGAAAGCUGCAGCCAUGGACAGAAUUUGCAAAGUGUAAACUUAGAGUUGAGAAUGAACUGGCCAAUAUUGAAGGGCUAAACUACAUCAUUGUCAGACCUGCAAUAACAUAUGGAAUAGGUGCAAGACAAGGCUUAACUCCACGACUCAUAAUUGGAGCUGUAUACAAACAACUUGGUGAAAAAAUGAAGUUGCUUUGGACAAAAGACUUAAAGAUGAACACAGUUCAUGUACUGGAUGUUUGUAGGGCAUUAUGGCAUCUCACAUCUAAUGGAGACUCAGGGGAAGUUUACAACCUCUGUGACAAAGCUGACUCUUCACAAGGAAGUAUAACAUCUCUGGUGUGUGAAAUAUUUGGAAUUGAGCACACAUAUUUUGGAACAGUUCUAUCAAACCUUGCUCGGGUAAACAUGGAAAGUACAGUAGAAGAAUCUAAUGAUAAACAUCUUGAACCGUGGUCUCAGGCUUGUGAGAAUGAUGGCAUACAUGCAACUCCAUUGAGCCCUUAYCUUGACCAGGAACUUUUGUAUGACAAACAUCUAUACAUUGAUGGAACAAAAAUACAAAAGACUGGGUUCAACUAUGAACACCUGGAACCAACAGUUGAUGCACUYAGAGAGGUUGUGCAGGAUUAUGUUAAGGAAGGACUSUUCCCACCAUCACUGUUUAAWCAAAGUUAAUGUCCAAUAAGAUUUGAUGAAAAUGUACAAUGGUGGGUAGUCAGUGCUGUAUCUGGAUUGAAAGUAUCUCAAUUCAUAUUCCAAUAUAGUUAUACAGGGGUAAAUGGAAACUGUGAAUUGAAAUUGAAAUGGAAUUUAAUAUUGUUUYAUUUUUUGAUUGUAUGUCAAAUAUAAGAAAUGAACAUGCAUAGAGAAAAAUGUGCUCAAUUCCAGUCUCACUGUCUCCUCUCCCUCACUUWUGGUGCCGCUGUUGUUACAGCAKUGUUUCAAUGAACCUGCAACAAUGUGUGKUAGAUAUAAGUGAUUCUAAAAAGRAWGUUGCUUAAUUUAAUUACAAUUCAUAAAUUUAUCAGUAAAAUMCAAACAAAACAAUUAUUCUAAGAUGAUAACAAUUAUCUGAUUGGUUGCUAAGGAACUAUAGGAACUGGUAAAAAACCAACAAUGAGUGCCUAGGUAUUUAGGUGAUUCUUACAAGGAAUCUAAUUGGUUGUUAUAGAUAAGGAGCUAACCUUUAAAAUGAAAAUUCUAACAAGCAAUUUGAUUGGCUUUUGAAUAUAAUGCCCAAAACCCUUGUCCAGAUGUAACAUAAAUAUUUCAUCACCAAUGAGACAUAAGGAAGAAGAGAAUUUUCAAUUUGUAUUUGAGUCUUUUUUUUAAAUAAAAAAAUAACUAGUGAAA